This is a messenger RNA of Nylanderia fulva, 3949 nucleotides long. RefSeq lists its product as uncharacterized. Gene Ontology annotation, biological process: mRNA splicing, via spliceosome. Gene Ontology annotation, cellular component: U2-type spliceosomal complex. NCBI's taxonomy places the organism in Eukaryota, Metazoa, Arthropoda, Insecta, Hymenoptera, Formicidae. The record is from RefSeq and is a predicted model, not a curated record.
GGUAAACAUUGUACAGUACGAUUGGCCGGCCCCGAGGCGGCGGGUCUUUCGCUUUUCUUUCCUGCUGUCUCCGAUUUUUUUAUACCGAGAAAAGUGCGACAUCGAUCUUGUUGUUUCUUCCGAUGUGAGGGUUUUGCCUCGCGAAUUUGCCCGCGAUUGUUGGAUUUCGCUAUCUUGCGCUCCUUUUGGUGUUAAUUCCCUCUUCGGAUGUCGCCGAGGUGAGGAUGUCACCAUGAUAACCAGCGUCUGAUUCGGGAUUACGUUGAACGUAAACGAAGCGUGUAGUGUUCGAUGUUGGCCUACUAUAAGACGGAAUCCAUACCAAACUCAGGGAUGUCGAUGCCGGCACCAGGCAGCGGCAUGGCCGCCAGCCUGGAAACGAUGAACUCGGUGAAGAGCCUGGUGUGCAGUCCGGAUCUGACGAUGUUCACCAGUCCGAGAUGUAACAGGGUCGAGGCCGCGCAGCCGUCCAAACCGAGCACAGUGGUGGACGGUGGCGGAAAGUACCAGUGUCUGCUCUGUCAGAAGACCUUCGCGCAGAAGAACGUGUACCAGAGUCACCUGAGGUCCCACAGCAAGGAGGGCAACGAUCCAUAUCACUGCAACAUCUGCAGCAAGACGUUCGCCGUGCCGGCGAGGUUGACCCGCCACUAUCGCACCCACACCGGCGAGAAGCCGUACCAGUGCGAGUACUGCAAAAAGUCGUUCUCGGUGAAGGAGAACCUCAGCGUCCACCGGCGCAUCCACACGAACGAACGGCCGUACAAGUGCAACGUGUGCGAGCGGGCGUUCGAGCACAGCGGCAAGUUGCACCGUCACAUGCGCAUCCAUACCGGCGAGCGACCGCACAAGUGCAGCAUAUGCAGCAAGACGUUCAUCCAGAGCGGCCAGCUGGUGAUACACAUGCGUACGCACACCGGCGAGAAGCCGUACGUGUGCGACGAGUGUCAGAAGGGUUUCACCUGUUCGAAGCAACUGAAGGUGCACAUGCGCACCCACACCGGGGAGAAGCCCUAUACCUGCGAGAUCUGCUGCAAGGCGUUUGGCUACAAUCACGUGCUCAAGCUGCACCAGGUCUCGCACUACGGCGAGAAGGUAUACAAGUGUACAAUCUGCAAUGAGACCUUCAACUCGAAGAAGACGAUGGAGCUGCACAUCAAGAAGCAUCCGGAAUCGCCCACGUCGCUCGCCUCCACCAUCCCCGACAGCGGCACCUCCUCGCCAUCGGCGCCGUCGGUCGGUUCGCCAGUUUCGCCGAUCAAGCCGGACAUUAAGAUCUCGCAGGAUGACAUCGGCGUUCCUAGCGGCAACGGUUCGGCCAUCGUUCCCACUCUCCUCAGUCUCACCAUCGACGACAAGGAGAAUCAUAUGAAGACUGAAGAGACCUAUUCGACGGCGAGCACUUACGCCGUUCAGCGCGACUUGGCGUAUUAUCUAUAUUCUGGCAACAGAGAGCAGCAGUAUUCGCAGCCGGGGACGACGUCACCGUCGGAGAUCGUCCUCGGCGACAUCGAGGAGAAGCGCUUUCAGGCGAGCGUGGUGGUGAGCGCUCCCCUGGAGCCGACGACCCAGCACCACGUAUUAUUCUAUCCCGAUCCGGCGUACUCCAGUUUCGGUUUAACCCCUAAUGGUGGAGUGGAUCUCGACACCGCCGACUGUUCGUCCCUGCUUAAUUUGCCGGGUAACGAUGCGCGACGCAGAGUCGAGGCCGCCCUGGAGGCGGUCGAGGAGGAACGUCAGAGGCAAGAGUACGACGGGAUCGUCAAGAUCAACCGGGACCCGUUACUCACGCCGCCUAGCAGCAACCCCGAGAGUCCGGCGUCGUCCCCCGACCUGGCGUUGGAUCUGGCGAUUCCGCCGCGGGAAACGCUGAUCCUGCCGCCGAGGAAGCGCAGCAAGAUGAUCCUCCAGUCUAUGGAGAGCGAGUACAGGAGCAGCGGCGGCCUAAUCGCGACCUCACAGCCCUCCCACCCCUGGGGACAGAGGGAAAGCUCUGUCAUUCAAUACGCGCGAGCCUCAUACAACCGGGUAGAAACUCACUAUAUAUUAGAAGAGCAGGUUGCAUAUAAGUCUCUUUCCUUGCAUACUGGUUUCGAAACUUCCUCAACAGUGGCAAUGUUCCGACAAUUCGACAAAAUGGGAGGCGGAGAUUUGAAUUUGAAAAAGUCGUGGCAUCCGUCUACUAUGAAAAAUAUGGAGAAGGUUAGAAAAGCAGAGCAGCAGAAUGAUCAAGAAAAUAGAAGGAUAGCGGAGUUGAAGAGACAGAUUGAAAUGGAGAAGGAUCACGAGGAUAUGACAAAGUACGCUAUGGAGCAAGGUGUGAUAGAAAAGAAGGACGACAAGAAAUUGGAUUGGAUGUACAAAGGACCGAAUCAAAUGGUCAAUAGAGAAGAAUAUCUACUGGGAAGGCCAGUUGACAAGGCUUUUGAACAAAUGCAACAGGCGGAGAAAGAGACAGAGAUCAAUAAACCGCCAAAAAAUCAUGUUGAAUAUGAAUGCAUUCCACCUUCAUUGCGAUUUUUUUCUGGUAACGAGCAAGUAGAUCUGAUUAGAAAAAUGCAAGAAGAUCCCCUAUACGCCAUAAAGAAAAAAGAAAUGGAAAGUAGAAGUCAGCUCUUAAAAAAUCCUGUCAAGCUGAAACAACUUAAAGAGUUGUUGGAACAACAAACGCGCAAAACUAAAGGAGAGAGGAAAAAGAAAAAGUCAAAAGAGAAGGAUAGCAGUGAGGACGAGGCUGAAUUGGAUAAAUUAUUAGCGAUUAAAUUUAAACAAUUAAAAGACAAUAUUAGUGAAAAGGAUUUGUUAAAAUCGAUGAAAAAAAUUAAAAAUAAACGUAAAAAAAAAUCGCGAAAGCAUAGUUCGGAAAGCGAAUCGAACAGUAGUAGCGACGACGCUUCUGCUAAGAAAAGACGACAUAAGCGGAAGAAAAAACGAAAGAAAAGUACGAGUGAUAGUGACAGCGACAGUGAUAGUACUGACAGUACUAGUAAUGAAAAUGUUACUCAACAUGAGAAGAAAGAACGUAAUAAAAAGAAAUAUGACAAGAAACGUUCGAGUGAUGAUGUAAAGGUAGACAAUGACGAUAAACAAACUAGGAAAAGGAAAUCGAGUAAACAUAGAAAUCUAAAAAAGAAGCGAAAGAACAGUUCAAGCGAUAGUGAUAGCGACAGUGAUACUGAGAGCACUGAUAAUGAAAACAUCAUUGAACAUAAAAAGAAAGAUAAUAAAAAGGAAUAUGAUAAGAGACGUUCGAGCGAUGAUAUAAAGGUAGAUAAUGAUGAUAAACGAAUUAGGAAAAGGAAAUUGAGUAAACAUAGAGAUUUCAAGUACGAGAGAAAUAGAAAACAUGAGAAAGAAUAUGAUACAAAUUAUAACAAACGGCGGUACGAACAAAGCGAUAUGCGAAGAGACAGUUCAAAGGAUAGAUACAGAAGAAAAUACUCUGCGGAGAGACGAAAUGACAAAACAGAACUGAAUGACAAAAGAUCUACCUUCGAUAUUAGUCGCAUGAAUUUCAAAGAAGAUAGAAAAGAAUUGAAAUAUAGACCGAAAGCAAGGCCGAGCCUUACUGAAGAGGAAAAGGAACAACGGCGACAAGAGAUGAUGGCAAAUGCAGCAUGGCGCGAUAAAGAGAGAGAGAAAAAUGUGAAAAUGUACCGCGAGGAAGAGAAGAUAGAAAUUCAAAGUAGUUCAUACAACAAGGAUUUUAUCAGGAAACAACUGGUUGUCGCAACAGAAAUGGGAACAGUUGCGUCUAGAAUCAAAGCCAAUAUUAACAAUAUACAACGUUCCGGUCGCGCAAUGGAUAUGAAUUUCGCCAAGAGAUGAUUUUCUGCAAUUAUGUAUACUUUGUACAGCUAUACAUUGCUAAAAUUUUUGAUAGGUCAUGUAUAUCUGUAUGAAUGUAAAGAUAUUUUGAAAUACACGAAUAUUAUCCGAAGGAACGGAA